This is a messenger RNA of Aspergillus welwitschiae, 480 nucleotides long. RefSeq lists its product as uncharacterized. The transcript is spliced from 2 exons. The coding region runs from base 1 to 480 and encodes 159 amino acids. The record is from RefSeq and is a predicted model, not a curated record. Lineage: Eukaryota; Fungi; Ascomycota; Eurotiomycetes; Eurotiales; Aspergillaceae.
AUGCGUGGCCGUAAAGAUGAUGCAAGCAUCUACAGUCGCUCGCCCGACUCCCCCAAGCUGGGAUUACUAUCACGAGCACCACCCAUUGCCUUGGCCCGUGGGUCUACAAUGGCGCUCAACACCACGCGCACACGCCUCCAAGCAGUCAAAUCUGCUCGCCGACGGUCUGUUCCUCAAACGCUGAAAGAUAAGCGACAACGGUGGGAGCAGCAGGAGCGCGAGAAUCAAUUCUACGAGUAUUGUCUGCACGUUUUUCAGAAUAUGACCGCUGUGGCAAUCGAUGUAUCGCAGGAGCUGUCUCUACUUCAGCUUUUCGAGCCCGAAGUCAACCUGGCCGGCCACCCUCGCGUUUGGGAAGCAGCCCAGAAGCUACGUGACGCGCUACGGCAAGUACAGAAGCGGGAGGCAGUGGCGGAGUAUGAGUGGAAGAAGCAAUGGAACAUACCGCACAUGGGGAUGCCUUCGUCCCAGUGGGUAUGA